This is a messenger RNA of Hymenoscyphus albidus, 2831 nucleotides long. Lineage: Eukaryota; Fungi; Ascomycota; Leotiomycetes; Helotiales; Helotiaceae. The record is from the annotation of a GenBank genome assembly.
CACAUUCAACACCUCCUUCGACUUCGCUGCUACAGUAGGCUAGCGCGCUUUCCAGGCCAGGCCCCUCGCCCGCCCCGUCUGCCAAUGCCCAUCCAGCGGUACCCGUCACCCACCCUCACUUCUGCCUUUGUUCGCUCCGCUUCUUUCUCCAGAGCCAACUGCCCCAACCUAAACCAAACCAACCCAACCCCAUCUCCUCCCUCGAAGCUCUCUCUAUAUUUAGCAUCACCCACCACGCAUCACGCAUCACAUCCGAUCGUCUAUCAGUUUAUCGUCCACCAUCACCACCACCACCACAAAAAAAAAAGUCAUCGACCCUGCUCCUGGCCCAUCGCAAACCAGCCAAAAACCCAACCUCAACACCCAACCACUAUAUCUUCACUGCUUCCCCCGUGGCCCAAGGUCAAUUGCACCCGGCAAGACCCCGUUGUAUCACCAUCUCUCUGUUUGUGUUUCAUCGUCCUUUCUCCAGCAGACUGUUCCACCUCGGUCGGUCGCAAAUUGCAUCACAUCGCACACUCUCUCUCAUAUUAUCUCGACGAGCUUCUCUCUUUCUUGUCACCUCAACUUCAGCCGCAUCGUCUCUUGCGAGCACCCACUUCCACAUCCAAAAAUAAUUCACCACACCACGUUGACACCUCGACGGCAACAUUCCUUCACCACUGCUGCGCGUGCGCGCUCUCUUGACGACUCGUCGCGCUCGUUGUAUUCUAGUUUCAUAACAAAGUCAGUUGGAUCUUUGGCCAUCGUGCGCCCAUCUUCGAACCAGACAGCAGCCGUCAGCGAUAGCUCCAGCCGUGUUCCCAUCCCAAUUUUGACAACAACUACUCGUAACCUCAAAUCCCACGACAAAGGCCGAGGCGCUGGAUCCAUUCGUAGAACCCUCCUACCUUCCGCAGACUCGGCGCGUCGCCGCAAUGGGACGAAGAAAGAUUGAAAUCAAGGCCAUCAAGGAUGACAGGAACCGCUCUGUGUGAGUUUUUCCAUUUGCGCAAGACUGAUAAUGAGCCAAACCUAACUCGUGAAAUAGCACAUUCCUCAAGCGUAAAGGCGGUUUAUUCAAGAAGGCGCAUGAGCUUUCCGUCCUCUGCUCCGUAGAUGUCGCAGUCAUAAUAUUUGGCAACAACAAGAAGCUCUACGAAUACUCGAGUAGCGACAUUGGAGAGAUUUUGACGAGAUACCAAUACGUACGCGCUCAAUGCCCACAUUCAUAACAUUGCGACUAACUUUUAUAGUAUGGAGGCCCCAAUGAGCAUAAAGGACCCGCAGAUUUCAAUGGCAAAGGAAAGGAUAUGGACGACGACGAUGAUGAUGACGGAUCUGGUCCUUCGCACCACGGCUCCGUCGAACCACAAAUGAUGCCUGCUCACCCAUAUCCACAGCCUUUCCACCAAAUCAGACACCAGACACCUUCUGCCUCACCUCCAAUUCCCAAUGGAGUGUUUCCACACCAACGUCAGCAUACUCCGCAACCUGGUUCUCGUCCUUCAUCCAGAAAUGGCCCUCUUCCAAGAAGACAGAGUUCAAAUCUGGUUCCUCAGCACCAGCAGCCUCACCCACAGCCCAAUGGAUUCGCGUAUAUGCCAAACCCUCCCAUGUAUCAACCUCAGAAUGGACCGCCAGGACCUCCCCAUCACGCUCUUCCACCGCAUAUGCAACAACAUCAAGGACCACAAAUGCAAGCACCGCCUCAAGUAAUGCCUCAACAAGGACCCGGCCCACAAUAUCCAAAUUAUGGUCCACCUCCACAGCAGCAGCAUCCACAGCAAAUGCAACAAAUCUACAUAGAAGAACAGCGAAGAUCCUCAGUCCCACCACCAAAUUUCGCUCAGCAGCAGCAGCAAGAUAGACCUCCAUCUCGACCAAGUGUUUCUCCGCCACAACCUCAGCCUCAGCAAGUCCCUCAUCAGCCACCCCCUCCCCCACCUCAGCAGCAGCUCCCAAAGGUCAAACAGGAACAACAAGAGCCACAGCCGAUGCCUCAAAUGGCGGAACCAGUCAAACGCUUGUCUAUUAAGUCGAGAAGUAUUUUCACUCCAAUCGAUGAGGGGCGAUCUAUAUUGUCUCAACACUGGGCAACUUCAACUUCAAAUGCUGAAGCAGGGAGGAGUGAACCAGCACCUACUACGAAUAGGCCGCAUUCUAUAGAUGUGGCCACUGUUUCUCGCUCCCCUCCACCUCCUGCUCCUGUUAGGGCGAAUACGCAUACCAAGAGCUCUUCGACGAAUUCCACGGAUGGCUUUACACCACCAUCUCGAACAAAUUCGGCUCAAUUAGGAGGUGCAAAGAGACCGGUCCUGAAGGUGCAAAUUCCAGAAGGGGAUUCGGACAAUGGGAGCAACACUGGGUCCGCUACUAGUCCACCAUCUGGAAAUCCAACCAGUACCAAUCCUCAGCAAAAUGGGCAUAACGCGGAUGGCCACUCUGGGGUAGUUCUGCCGCCCCCUUCACCAUCUGCAUCUGCAUUGUUAUCGGCAGGGGCUUCUGGACCGCCAAAUCCCUUUGCCCGACCUCACCCUGUCUCCCAACCGUCACAGAAUUCCAAUACGAGCGGUAACAUUAUUGAUACGCCUGUUUCGGCCCUUCCCAGCCGAUUCAUGACAAAUGAGUUUCUUCCUAGCCCAAGCAGCUUCUACCCGGAGUGGAAUUUUAGAGGCAGCGACAGUAAUACGCUUCCAAGUCCUCUGAAUUUCGCAACUCCAGUAGUUGGCACCGGGCCGAGCUUCUUGCGAGAGGACUCCGGGGAUAGAGCCAAUACAAACAAGCGCAAGACACCUGAUGCUGAGGGGAGUGAUGGAGGUGAUGCCAAGAGGGCCAAACACGAUUCAUGA